Helianthus annuus (common sunflower) is the source of this 764-nucleotide messenger RNA. RefSeq lists its product as uncharacterized. The transcript has 5 exons. Bases 137 to 610 code for a protein of 157 amino acids. NCBI's taxonomy places the organism in Eukaryota, Viridiplantae, Streptophyta, Magnoliopsida, Asterales, Asteraceae. The record is from RefSeq and is a predicted model, not a curated record.
UAAAUACCCUCUUUACCCCUUUGAAAACAACCCACCCACCCACUUCUAUUGGAUUCCUCUCUUCAAUCGAGUUCCGACCACCGUCAACCACCACCACCACCAACAGCGGCCACACCAGCAGCGGCCCAAAUCCCAAAUGGGUUUCUUCUCCUUCCUCGGAAGGCUCUUCUUUGCGUCUCUCUUCAUCCUCUCCGCUUGGCAAAUGUUCAAUGAUUUUGGCGAUGACGGUGGCCCUGCUGCAAAGGAACUAGCUCCAAAAAUUUCGUCUAUACAAAGAUUUCUUGCCGCUAAGAUUGGUGACGGGGUUCCAAAAAUUGAUGUUAAGCAUGUUGUUUUGGCUUCAAUGGCUCUUAAAGGUCUUGGUGGGAUUUUAUUUGUAUUUGGAAGCACUACUGGCGCUUAUUUGCUGACGUAUCACCUGCUACUUAUGACUCCAUUGUUACACGACUUCUAUAACUAUGAAAUGGACGAUUCAAGGUUUCACCCUCUUCUUGCGGAUUUCGUGCAGAACGUUGCACUGCUUGGUGCGCUUUUGUUUUUCAUUGGAAUGAAGAGUGUGGUUCCAAGAAAAGUAAUGAAAAAGAAGCAUAUAAAAACCAAGACAACUUAGAUUCAUUGAUUUUUAUUGUUGGAUGGUAAGUACUUUUGUUAGAAUGUGCUUCCAAAGAUUCUUUUUAGAACAUUUUUGGUUUGUAAUUUUCUUUUGUUGGAUGUAAUUCUGAUUUUAUUAUUACCAAACUCUUAAUUGGGUAUUUUUCUUAACA